AUGCCUACCACUACUGGCCUUCAUCCCCAACAAGUGAUAAACAACCGGUUCCAUACAAAGAAACUGCGGCGUCUCCAAUCACUUGGUCCUAACCUGAUUGGACCCCGCAGGACAAGAAGUUAUCUCAAGUCCCAAAAGUACAUAGAGUACAGGGCACGGCCUCGCCGAGAUACUGGAAAGGAUGGGGAACCUGUUUGGUCAGAUGAGCUUGAGGAUGCUUUCCAGCAAGCCCUUGAGGCGAAUCCCCCAAUGGGGAGAAGGAAGUGGUCCGAACGCGGGAAAUCCUACGGUCGAAAUGAACUCAUAGCCGAGUAUAUCUACAAAACUACUGGCAAAAGGAGGUCGAGAAAGCAGGUGUCUAGCCACCUGCAAGUCCUUGAUUCUUUUCUCAAGGGGGAUCCCGAUUACAGCUUCGAUGAGACAGACCCAGGUCUAACCGGGCAAUUGCAGGGGAGAGGCUUGUACGGGAGCAACCAGCAGACCGUUCGAAUGGCCAGCCGCCAUCAGCCGGUCCUCGCUGGAGAAAUUCACUAG
Aspergillus oryzae RIB40 is the source of this 534-nucleotide messenger RNA. RefSeq lists its product as uncharacterized. Gene Ontology annotation, biological process: regulation of transcription by RNA polymerase II. Bases 1 to 534 code for a protein of 177 amino acids. The record is from RefSeq and is a predicted model, not a curated record. Gene Ontology annotation, molecular function: RNA polymerase II cis-regulatory region sequence-specific DNA binding; DNA-binding transcription factor activity, RNA polymerase II-specific. Lineage: Eukaryota; Fungi; Ascomycota; Eurotiomycetes; Eurotiales; Aspergillaceae. Gene Ontology annotation, cellular component: transcription regulator complex. The transcript has 3 exons.